Triticum turgidum subsp. durum (durum wheat) is the source of this 1083-nucleotide messenger RNA. NCBI's taxonomy places the organism in Eukaryota, Viridiplantae, Streptophyta, Magnoliopsida, Poales, Poaceae. The record is from the annotation of a GenBank genome assembly.
AUGGCAAGAGAAAUUGCAAUAAUAAUACUCAUGGCCGUUGUGCUUGCUGCCGCUAUGGUGGUGGCGAGCUCUAUGGACAUCACUGCUAGAGACUUGACGUCAGAGGAGUCCCUAUGGGCACUAUACGAGCGCUGGUGUGAGCAUCACAAUGUGAGGCGCGACCUUGGUGACAAGGCCAUGCGCUUCAGCGUAUUCAAGGAGAACGCUCGCAUGAUCCACAAAUUCAACCAAGGUGACGCACCCUACAAGCUAAGCCUCAACCUCUUUGGUGACAUGACCGAUGAAGAAGAGGUUGACCACAUGCACGGUCGCUGCUCUGACCGCGUGUCAGAUGGCGGGAAGCGACGCCAAGGCCGGUUCACACACGGUGCCGUUGCAGCGCGCAACGACUUCCCGAUGUUCGUAGAUUGGCGGAUGAUAGGGUAUGACGAACGUCCGCCGGCAGUGACAAACGUGAAGAUCCAGAGAGGGUGCGGAGCUUGUUGGGCCUUCGCGGUGGCGGCAGCAGUGGAGGGCAUCAAUUCCAUAAGGACCAGGAGUCUGAAGUCGUUGUCCGUGCAGCAGCUCAUAGACUGUGACAAGAGAAGUUUUAGAUGUCGUAACGGCAGAGUGGCAUCGGCCUUCAAGUACAUUAUCGACAACGGCGGCAUCGCCACAGAGGCUGACUACCCAUACAUUGCCGGUGAGCAUGGCUAUUGCUUGGUGCCAAAAAGAAAGAACCCCGUUGUCACCAUCGACGACUUCAAAUGGGUGCCGAAUAAUGAUGAGGUGGCAUUGCUGCAGGCAGUGGCGGCCCAACCCGUCGUUGAGGUGGUUGACACAAGGAGCUUCCGACGUUAUGGAGGAGGUGUCUUUGUGGGUCCGUGUGGGACGAAUCAGACCCACGGAAUGACGGUGGUGGGCUAUGGCACCACCGAUGAGCAUGACCCCAAGAAAUGCAUAGAUUACUGGAUAAUAAAAAACUCAUGGGGAGAAAAAUGGGGUGAAAACGGCUACAUCCGUAUGGCCCGUGGUGCCGGUCCCGCCAAGAAGGGCUUAUGUGGCAUCCUGGUGCAUGCAUCGUACCCAGUGAAAUAUACCUAA